AUGCUGAUUAAAGAGUACCGUAUUCCCAUGCCCCUGAGUGUGGAGGAGUACCGCAUCGCCCAGCUCUACAUGAUCCAGAAAAAGAGUCGUGAGGAAAGCUGUGGCGAGGGGAGCGGUGUGGAGAUCCUGGAGAACCGGCCGUACACUGAUGGACCAGGAGGGACUGGACAGUACACACACAAGGUCUAUCACAUAGGAAUGCAUAUUCCCAGCUGGUUCCGGUCCAUUCUGCCAAAAGCCGCGCUCAGGGUGGAGGAGGAGUCCUGGAAUGCGUAUCCAUACACGCGCACAAGGUACACAUGUCCUUUUGUGGAGAAGUUCUCUAUUGACAUUGAGACGUUUUAUAAGUCUGAUGUGGGAACACAGGCAGAUGUUUUUAACCUGUCCCCAGCUGAGCGGCGACAGAGGACUCUGGACCCUAUAGACAUAGUGAAGGACCCCAUCCCAACCCACGAGUACAAAGCGGAGGAGGACCCGCGGGUUUACUGCUCUGUGAAGACGAAGCGGGGUCCGCUGACGGAUGACUGGAUCGAGGAGUACGUGAAGGAUCCCAGUCGGUCUCCCAUCAUGUGUGCCUACAAACUCUGCAAGGUGGAGUUCCGCUACUGGGGCAUGCAGUCAAAAAUCGAACGCUUCAUUCAUGACGUAGGGCUGAGGAAGGUGAUGGUUCGUGCCCACCGCCAGGCCUGGUGUUGGCAGGAUGAAUGGUUUGGCCUCUCCAUGGAGGACAUCCGACAGCUGGAGCUGGAGACUCAGCUGGCCCUGGCUCAGAAGAUGGCCCAGUACACAUCUGUGGAGGAGGCGACGGAGGCCAACGGGGCGGGGCCCCUGCCAGAGAAAGCUCAGGAGGCCCAGGAGACACUGAGCCCCAGCCCAGGGGAGGAGCCCGUUACAGACACACUGCAGGCACGCUCCAGCCUCACCAAGCAGUGGUCCACCUCCUCACGCUCUUCUAGGUCCUCCAAGAGAGGAGUGAGUCCAUCCCGUCACAGUAUCUCCGAGUGGAGGAUGCAGAGCAUCGCACGGGAUUCAGAAGAAAGUUCUGAUGAAGAGUUCUUCGAUGCCCAUGAGGACCUGUCAGAUAGUGAGGAGAUCUUUCCCAAAGAGAUCACCAAGUGGAAUUCCAAUGACCUAAUGGAUAAGAUCGAAGCCGCAGAUGUGGAGGAAGCCUCAGAAGAGCUGUAUCAGGAGACAGGUGGAGAGUACAUGAGAUCUGCCAGCGAGGAGAGACUAGAAGAGAUUCGUGGUGCAGUUACCAUCCCUACCAUCACCAUUACCAGGCACCUGUCAGAUGGCUCUUGCUCGCAGUCUCUGCAGUCCUCGAAGAUCCACGUCCUUAUUUUGGUCCUGCAUGGAGGAAAUAUUCUGGACACGGGAAGUGGGGACCAGACCUCUAAGCAAAGCGAUGUGAACACCAUCAGCUCGGCCUUUGACACCGUCAUGCGUGUCCACUACCCCUCUGCUCUUGGCAGACUGGCUCUGCGCCUGGUGCCCUGCCCAGCCAUCUGCGCUGAGGCCUUCUCCCUGGUGUCCAAUUUGAGUCCAUAUAGCUACGAUGAGGGUUGUCUGUUCAGCAGUCAGGACCACAUCCCACUAGCAGCCCUGCCCCUCCUCGCCACGUCCAGCCCUCAGUAUCAGGAUGCUGUGGCAACGGUCAUCAGCAGAGCCAAUCAGGUUUAUUCAGACUUCAUCAGAUCUCUGGACGGCGCCAGUUUCUCAGGACAAGUGUGUCUGAUUGGAGACUGUGUAGGAGGAAUCCUGGGUUUUGAUGCUCUCUGUAGCACUAAUCAGACAGUAUGUGAAAGUCAAAACAGCAGUCGCCGGGGGAGCGUAGUCAGUGCACAUGAUCCCGAUCUCCUCUCCCCAGGAAUCAUCAUCAACUGUGGCAACAGCUCCUCCUCUAACACCUCUCUGGAGGCCAGCCGACAGCUUAGCCGCAGUAACAUCGACAUCCCACGCUCUGGAGGAGCAGACGACUCUAAGAGACAACUCCCCCGUAAGAGGAGUGACUCCUCCACCUAUGAGAUCGACACCAUCAAACAGCACCAAGCCUUUCUAACAAGUCUGCACUCCAGCGUCCUGAGGAACGAAUCAGGUUCACGCAGGUCCAGUAACAGCACCAUGCUGGACGGCAGCUCCCUGGGCAAGUUCGACUUUGAGGUUUCAGACUUUUUCCUGUUCGGUUCUCCACUGGGCCUAGUGCUUGCGCUCAGGAAGACAGUCAUACCAAUGCUGGACGUGGCUCAGCUCCGGCCUGCCUGUCAGCAGGUUUAUAACCUGUUCCAUCCCGCAGACCCCUCAGCCUCCCGCCUGGAGCCCCUCCUGGAGAAAAAGUUCCACCUGCUGCCCCCUUUCAGUGUACCACGCUACCAACGCUUCCCACUGGGUGAUGGCAACUCUGCCCUGCUGGUGGACGCAGUGCAGAGUCACCCCCAGCUGCUGCUGGAGAGCACAGUGCGCUGCCCGGACACAGGCAGUGAGACAUGCAUCCCAGUGCCCGUGCUAAACUGGCCUGAGACCUCAGUCAAGGCCCCCUCCGCGUCUUCUGAGUCGGAUGUUGUUCAGUCUCACGGCGGUGUCCUCGUGGAUAGCUCGUACCCGUCCUCCCCCAUCACGGCGCCCCAUAACCGGGGCCCAGUGCGCAGAGCCAGUGAGGUCAGCAUCGCAAGUCAGGUCUCAGGAAUGGCAGACAGUUACACUGCCUCCAACAUAGCCAACCCACGAACAGCCCAAGUUAACCAAAGCAAAAAAACUAGCCUUUUGGCCCAGCUGGCCCUGACCUCCCAAAAGUUCUUCCCCAUGGGUCCAUCCCCCAAACCCCGCCGAAGGGCACAGAACAGCACCAUUCUGCCCCCCGCUGACCCAGAACUGGAACUACAUGCAGGAGUGGAUGUGGAGGCGGACUGUGACAUAGGCCCAUGUUCUCCAGUGCAGUAUGAGAGGAGCACUUCAACCUCUCUGGACUUCGCCAUGUGCGACCUGGUCUCUAUAGACUCCCAGCCUGACAUUGAAGAAGUGGCUGCACGCUGGUGGGGCACCAAGCGGCUGGAUUUCGCCCUGUACUGCCCUGACGCCCUCACAGCCUUCCCCACCGUGGCCCUGCCUCACCUCUUCCAUGCCUCCUACUGGGAGUCCACAGAUGUAGUCUCCUUCCUGUUGAGACAAGUGAUAAGACAUGAGAGCUCGAGCAUUCUGGAGCUGGAUGGGAAGGAGGUGUCAGAGUUCACUCCGUCUAAACCCCGGGAAAAGUGGCUAAGGAAGAGGACUCACGUGAAGAUAAGGAACGUGACAGCCAAUCACCGAGUGAAUGACGCCGUGUUCACUGAAGAUGGGCAGAAAGUUGUGACAGGACGUUUCAUGUAUGGGCCGCUGGACAUGGUCACUCUUGCUGGGGAGAAGGUGGACAUACACAUCAUGACUCAGCCUCCGUCAGGGGAGUGGGAGUAUUUUGGCACAGAGGUGACCAGCAGUAGCGGCCGUGUGUCGUACACCAUCCCAGAGACGGAGGGCAGGAAGCUGGGAGUGGGAGUGUACCCUGUCAAAAUGGUGGUCAGGGGUGAUCACACGUUUGCUGAUAGUUAUUUGACAGUCCUCCCUCAUGGCACGGAGUUUGUGGUGUUUAGUAUUGAUGGCUCUUUUGCUGCCAGUGUGUCCAUCAUGGGCAGUGACCCUAAAGUGCGGGCUGGAGCAGUGGAUGUGGUCAGACACUGGCAGGACCUGGGUUAUCUGAUUAUCUACAUUACGGGCCGUCCUGACAUGCAGAAACAAAGGGUGGUGGCCUGGCUCUCUCAACACAACUUCCCACAUGGCAUCGUUUCCUUCUGUGAUGGCCUGGUCCACGACCCACUCAGACACAAGGCCAACUUCCUCAAGUCUCUCAUCAAUGAGACUCAUAUGAAGAUCUGUGCGGGAUAUGGUUCCACCAAAGAUAUCUCUGUGUACACCUCCAUCGGUCUCUCACCCUCUCAGAUUUACAUUGUGGGCAGACCAUCAAAGAAAAUGCAGCAUCAGUGUCAGUUCGUCACAGAUGGCUAUGCUGCCCACCUCUCUCAGCUGGAGUAUGCCCAACGAUCCCGCCCAGCCAAGACUGGCAGUGCCCGCAUGGUCCUGCGUAAGGCCAGCUUCGGCCUGGGCGCCAACAACGACUUCCUCCGCAAGCGGAACCAACUCCUCCGCACCAUCUCCUCCCAGCCUGCCCCCACCUCCCCCACCAGUGGCCACUGCAAGCCUGAACGCACACAGAGCCAGUCAGAUAGUGACCGUCCCCACUCAGAGAGGGGCGAGAGGGCACAGGCCCAGAGAAGUAUGAGUCUGGCCGCCAGCUGCUGGGGACGCAGUGGAAGCACCAAACUGGAGUCCAGAGCUUUCCAUCCCAAAAGUUAGAGAUGGAAUGAUAGAAGAGGCGUUAGGAUGAGAGGGAAAGAGAACAGAAUUA
This is a messenger RNA of Chanos chanos (milkfish), 4435 nucleotides long. RefSeq names its product membrane-associated phosphatidylinositol transfer protein 2-like. The transcript has 26 exons. Gene Ontology annotation, molecular function: metal ion binding; phosphatidylinositol binding; phosphatidylcholine intramembrane carrier activity. Gene Ontology annotation, biological process: phospholipid transport. The record is from RefSeq and is a predicted model, not a curated record. Gene Ontology annotation, cellular component: cytoplasm. Bases 1 to 4383 code for a protein of 1460 amino acids. NCBI's taxonomy places the organism in Eukaryota, Metazoa, Chordata, Actinopteri, Gonorynchiformes, Chanidae.